AAAUGCCAUUCGAACCAAACCUACUGGUGAGACUAUCGCGAUAGCAAUUUUCUCAUGCUUUUUUACCCUUUGCUUUCCGCUACAGCUAAACCAGCUGAGCCGCAACGAAUUAUCCAACUAAUUAAUCCAAGGAUAAAACGAGCCUGAGGUCAACGGGAGCCAGCAGCUGCUGCUCCUAUAAACCCACCCACCCGCUCUCCCGAGUCCCGUUUCUUGGCCGCCGCCGGAGCGCCAAAUCCUACUCGCGUUUUCAUGAUUGCCCUAUAGAUCAACUCCUCAUUGUAGUAUGGUAGAUAGAAGGGCAUAUUGAAGUAGAAUUUGGGCUCUGGUGAAUCUAUAUGGACAGUACCUUGAGAAGUUCAGAAACAUCCUUGAAAACCUUGCCAUCAAUGGCAAAUAAUGCAGCAAGGAAUACUGACCCUGACCAACAGGGUGUUCGUUUCAAUUCCAUGGACCAGCCUUGUUUUGCAAGACCAGGUCAAUCAUUCCCUGCUUUUCCUCCACUCUUUGGGGUUCAGUCUUCUUCUAGCUUGUAUUUACCUGAUGACAUUGAAGCUAAAACUGGUAACCAGUUUGAAUCAAAUCCUUCAUUGAAUAAUCCUACAAUGGAUUGGGAUCCUCAAGCAAUGUUGAGCAACUUAUCCUUCCUUGAACAGAAGAUCAAGCAGGUAAAAGAUAUUGUGCAGUCCAUGAGUAAUCGAGAGAGCCAAGUUGCUGGUGGUUCCAGCGAGGUGCAAGCAAAGCAGCAGCUUGUCACUGCUGAUCUCACUUGCAUUAUUAUUCAGCUUAUCUCAACAGCUGGUUCCUUGCUUCCUUCAAUGAAGAACCCACUCAGCAGCAACCCGGCACUCAGGCAUCUCAGCAACACACUCGGUGCUCCUAUGAUCUUGGGCACCAGUUGUAACCAGCAACCAAGAUCAAACGAUGAGGCCGCAAUUCCUGACAUUACCAAGAACCCUGACUAUGAGGAGCUGAUGAAUAGCCUUAAUACUACUCAGGGUGAUGGCGAUGAGACGAUGAAAUGCCAAAAUCCCUGUGGUGGGGAAGGGUCUGAACCAAUUCCAAUGGACGACCAUGAUGUGAAGGAGAGUGAUGAUGGUGGUGAGGGAGAAAAUCUCCCCCCUGGUUCAUAUGUUGUAUUGCAAUUAGAGAAGGAGGAGAUUUUAGCGCCACACACUCACUUCUGCAUGAUCUGUGGCAAGGGUUUCAAAAGAGAUGCAAACCUUAGGAUGCACAUGAGGGGCCAUGGAGACGAGUACAAAACUCCCGCAGCUCUUGCCAAACCUUCGAAAGAUUCUAGCUCAGAGCCUGCCCCAGUUACAAGGUACUCAUGCCCAUAUGUUGGUUGCAAGCGCAACAAGGAGCACAAGAAGUUCCAGCCUCUCAAGACGAUUCUGUGCGUGAAGAACCACUACAAGAGAAGCCACUGCGACAAGAGCUACACCUGCAGCCGUUGCAACACCAAGAAGUUCUCUGUCAUUGCAGACCUGAAGACUCAUGAGAAGCACUGUGGGCGCGACAAGUGGCUAUGUUCAUGCGGAACAACCUUCUCGAGGAAGGACAAGCUGUUCGGGCAUGUCGCUCUUUUCCAGGGGCACACACCUGCACUCCCGAUGGAUGAUGUCAAAGUAACAGGUGCAUCAGAGCAACCUCAGGGCAGCGAGGCGAUGAACAGCAUGGCGAGCAGUGCUUCUGGGUAUAACUUCCCCAGUAGCUCGUCUGAGGACAUCCCGAAUCUUGACAUGAAAAUGGCUGAUGAUCCACGUUAUUUCUCACCAUUGAGCUUUGACCCUUUCUUUAGUGGGCUUGAUGACUUCACCCGUCCUGGAUUUGACAUCCCUGAAAAUUCCUUCUCCUUCUUGCCCUCAGGAUCAUCCAGUUUCGGGCAGCAGAAUGGAGACAGCUGAUCAAGGCCAACUCGUUAACGAUGACGACAAUGGCCUUGCCUACCCUUCGUGUACCUUCUCUGGUUCUAUUCUUCUCCUAUGUUGAAGGAUCCAUUUUAGGUCAUUCCUUCUUCCUUAAGUGUACUUUAUUUUAUGAUCAUCAAUAAUGAUCUAUAGUACUUUUAUCUUUCCAUAUAGAUUGAGAUAGCCCAAUCUUUGGUAUAUAUAUGCAAGAGGUGUUAUCUGCAAUU
Molecule: messenger RNA, 2137 nt
Organism: Oryza brachyantha (malo sina)
Lineage: Eukaryota; Viridiplantae; Streptophyta; Magnoliopsida; Poales; Poaceae
Product: zinc finger protein STOP1 homolog
Exons: 2
Coding region: 339-1907 (522 amino acids)
Biological process (GO): response to acidic pH; response to aluminum ion
Source: RefSeq, a predicted model, not a curated record